UCUCUUGAGUUGGCCUGUGGAGAGAGAUGUUUCAGUCACUUUCACAAACUAUUAAUACACACACUCUUUUGAUCUACUCAGUUCUGCUUUGAAAGCAGAAGUUGAAGCUAUCUCAUGACUGCUGUCAGCCUGCAGGAAGCCAUGGUUGCAGGUGCAACAUCUGUGUAGGACUAUUGUUCGGGUGGGAAGUUUUUGGUUCACAUCCUGGCUGUGGAGGCAGCAUGUGAAAAAGUAUAAAGACUCUGAAGUGAUUUGUUCCUCUUGCUUGGAUGGUUUGGCAACAGUGACUUUUCUUUUUUGUUGGAAUACAAUUAAGUUUCAUAAGAUCAGGCUGGAUCCAAUAACAGCUACUGUAGUCUUAACUCUUCUUCGAGUGCUGGAGUGACUUGCAUAAAGGGUGCCUCAGCUUACAGAAGAAACAUGAAAAUCAGAAUGAAUGACUCGGGCGGGCUGACUGCAGUUUGAUCUGAUCAACAGAGGAGUGCUACCUACUAGCAGUGAAAUGCCUACUGUUUCGUUCCUGCCAUUUUCAAUCGUGCUUGGAGUUUUGGGGAUCUUGUGUGUGGGGUUCACAGUGUACUGGAGCCACCACUGGCUUGGUGGCUUUGCCUGGGAUGGAUCUUCUCACAUGUUUAACUGGCACCCAGUGCUCAUGGUGACAGGCAUGCUGGUCUUGUAUGGCAUUGCGGCACUAGUUUAUCGUGUACCCCUCUCCUGGGAGGGCUCCAAGCUCCCAUGGAAGCUGCUGCACGCAGCACUGGCCUUCACAGCAUUUAUCUUAGUUGUCCUGGGACUGGUUGCUGUCUUUGGGUUUCACAACAAACAGGGAAUUCCCAAUAUGUACUCCCUACACAGCUGGCUAGGACUAUCUGCUGUGCUACUCUUCUCCUGCCAGUGGCUAAUGGGAUUUUUGUCUUUCCUGCUGCCUUGGGCCCCCAUUCGGUUCAAAGUCCUUUACAAGCCCAUCCAUGUCUUCUUUGGCUCAGCCAUCCUCGUUUUGGUUGUGGCAGCUUCCAUCUCUGGCAUCAAUGAAAAGCUCUACUUCCGACUAACAAAAACACCAACCCCAUACUCCAUGCUUCCUGCAGAGGCUUGGUUUGCCAACGUACUUGGGAUGCUGAUCCUAAUUUUCUCACUGUUGGUGUUGUGGGCUCUUGCACGGCCUUCAUGGAAACGUCCAGAGGUGAAUACAGAAGACCUCCAAGAGCCCUUGCUUCAGGCACCCAAAUGAAAUGUUACAAAGCAGCUGUGGGGAGCUACGAAGAGGUGACAUAGUUGCCAGUUCUGUGCUGAGAACUGCAACCCAGCUUGCUGGUAUCUUCAGUAUGGAAGUUUGCAUCACAAAUCAGUGCACUAGCAGAAGCUAAACUUCCUGGUCUUGCUACUGUGGGAAACUGAACAUCCGGCCAUCUCCAUAUAGCCUAUUGCCUUAUUUGUUAAUUGGUUCCCAAAUGUUUGUAUACUUUCA
Molecule: messenger RNA, 1468 nt
Organism: Pogona vitticeps (central bearded dragon)
Lineage: Eukaryota; Metazoa; Chordata; Lepidosauria; Squamata; Agamidae
Gene: CYB561A3
Product: cytochrome b561 family member A3
Cellular component (GO): lysosomal membrane
Molecular function (GO): oxidoreductase activity
Source: RefSeq, a predicted model, not a curated record